CAGCAAAGGGCCGUUGUUGUGGCGCGGAGCUGAAGGGCGUGCCAGAGCCGAACGAGGAAGGUGAUACAAGCAUAAGAAACCGGAGCAUAAACAGAGCGGAAAGAGACGGUGUGAGAUUGGAAGAAGCGGAAAACAAAAAACUGGGCGCGCGGGCUCAUGCGGCGGUCCUGUGAUGAUUACUACGAGUUGCACAGAAGGACGCUUAGCAGCGGAGGGACGUGGCGAUGGUGAUGGUGGUCAUGGUGGUGGUGACGGGCAGAUGCUCGGCGGGCAGGAAAUGAUGGCAUCCAAACGACGGGGUGUCGCAACGGUCGGAGUGAGGCUCAAGGCAAGGGAUUCCGGCAGCGUGUCCAGCUCAUCUGCCCUUCAUCGUCGAGCGUGCCACCGCCUCCCACACGUGCGCGCCGCGGAUCACAGGCCGAGCUUGGCUGGGCGGCAUCCUGGCCUGACAGGCAUCUCCACGUCCCGGGUCGGAGCCUCUGCGGCCUCGACGGCGCACCCCCCCCAGAGACGAAAAGACACCGACAAAUCUCCUUUGCUCCCUUGGUGCGGCCUCGUUGGGCUCCAGCAGCACCCUGACCCAAGCUCGGCACCGUUGCCAACUCAAUCCCGUCACCGACCGGUCAACAAUGGCAAAGCAGAAGAAUACCGUACUUACUUUUACUCCGUAUUGCUCUCGCCAUGCCCGAUGAUGAAACGCGCGCGACCUUCUCCCGCAACAAGCUUACGCCAUUGCCGUCGGCUGGCGCGCGGCGACCCUGGCACUGAUCUGGGGACGAGUGCACGUCGUCGUGGCCGUCGAGACUCGAGCCCGACGCCGUCUCGUUGCCCGAUGCGGUAAGAUGCGCACCAGCAUUGCGAUGGUCAGACCAUGUCUGGGCGUUCACCGCUGAGCCCCAAAGAUUACCGGGUAGCUUGAUUCAGAAGCCUUGCAAUUUGUGAUGUGCGUGACUUCCACGUCGUUUCAGCUUCUAUAUCCGUAAACUCGGGGUCAGCCAAUCAGCGCGCCUGGCAGGAACAACGAGGCUCCGCCACGUCGAAGUGC
This is a messenger RNA of Aplosporella prunicola CBS 121167, 1045 nucleotides long. RefSeq lists its product as uncharacterized. The transcript has 2 exons. The record is from RefSeq and is a predicted model, not a curated record. Bases 173 to 841 code for a protein of 222 amino acids. Lineage: Eukaryota; Fungi; Ascomycota; Dothideomycetes; Botryosphaeriales; Aplosporellaceae.